CCCUCAAGAUAAAAAGUAAACAAGGCACACCAGCAUGCACUGAGAGCGUUGACUUCUUACUAACUCCACUUGGGAAACUAAAGAAGGAAACUCCAACGACAGCAUCAGGUGAUCAAGUAAGAGUGACUUAAACCAAAUAAGAGGCAGAGACAUUGAGGAAAGCGACCUCCUACUCAGCCGAAGUAAUAAAAUGAAUUCUGACUCCAGCUCUGUCUCUAGCAGAGCGUCUUCGCCAGAAAUGGAUGGGAUGUAUCUCCGAGACCACCACCUGCAAGACGGCCGGCUCAGCUCGGUGUCUUCCACUCAGAGCGAGCUCCUGCAGAAGAUGACGAGCGAGCACCUGUCCCGGAACGGGGAGAAAGCGACGGGAGGGAGCAAGUACAAACUCAAGAAGCAGGCCUCGGAGCAGGAGAUGCAGCAGCUCAGGCUGAAAAUCAACGGGCGGGAGCGCAAGCGCAUGCACGACUUGAACCUGGCCAUGGACGGGCUCAGGGAGGUGAUGCCCUACGCGCACGGCCCCUCGGUGAGGAAGCUCUCCAAAAUCGCCACCCUGCUGCUCGCCCGAAACUACAUCCUGAUGCUCACCAGCUCGCUGGACGAGAUGAAGAGGCUGGUGGGCGAGAUUUACGGCGGGCACCACUCCGCCUUUCACUGCGGAUCAGUCGGUCACGCCGGCAGUCACGCCGGGAACCCUAGCCACCAAGUGCACCCGCUCCUCGGUAGCGCGCUGUCUUCCACCACCUCGUCCACGCUCUCCACGACUUUGCCGGGACUUACCUCCAUCCGAAGCCCCCAUUCCCUGCUGAAGACUCCCCCUACACCGCCACUCCAGCUGGGCGGCGGUUUCCAGCACUGGGCAGGUUUACCUUGCCCGUGCACGAUCUGCCAAGUUCCCCCCCCUCCACACCUCUCUGCCUUAACCUCCACCGGCCUGACGAGACUCUCAGCGGAGAACAAGGACGUAUUGAAAUAAACGAGGACUGCCGGGUCAAGGGCGGAUAAAGACUAAAAAGUGUUACUCUGCGUGUCGUUCUUCAAGGGGAUUUUAAACCGGACGGGGAAGAAUCCAACGUUAUUUUGCAUGCUUUUGAAAAACGUGAUCUACCGUUUUUUUUGACAUUACCAAACCUACAAGCUUUUUUCCUUGUAACAAGGAUUUGGUCUGAAAACAUAUAAUUUUUCCAAGGUAACUGUUUUCUGCUGGUUAUUUAGUGUCUCAGCUUCCGAAGUUUCUCGUUCUGUCACCGUUUACUAAAACGCCUCAUAAGAUGUAAAUACGUGUCUUCUUCUAAAAACGCCAGGCCUCGGCUCUCCCGAAUAUUGGGUGACUGGAGAUGAGCGAGGUAACUCCCGCGCCCCAAUAUUGUUAAAUUGAACACAAUCAAACCGAGCUGUAAGAGACGGGAAAACGUGAAGAGGCUGCAUGCAGCUUUAAGCCGAAUCUUUCUGUAACAGGCGUAGUUUUGCUGGAUUUAAGAAUGCGUUGGUUUCCUUGUAACAAGGAUUUGAAAUUGCAUUCUGCAAGCAAAAAAAUAUUUCCCUGGGUGUAUAUAUUUCCAGAUAAGAAAACAGAGCAAGCUAUAUUAUUUCUUCAGUGUUAUUGUUCAAUGCUGAUGACAGUUUCUAUUUCAGUGAUGUACUUGUGUCCAUUUGUAUGUUUUGUUUGACUUUUUCCAGCUUCUGUGGUUACACUUGCUACAAGGCAUGUUUGAUUUUGUUGGAAAUAUUUUGUUAUGCCCAGAGACAACCUUUUGUCUUUAUUUUUGUACAUUCCUGACGAUU
This is a messenger RNA of Lepisosteus oculatus (spotted gar), 1782 nucleotides long. RefSeq names its product oligodendrocyte transcription factor 3 (gene olig3). Gene Ontology annotation, cellular component: nucleus. Gene Ontology annotation, molecular function: E-box binding; DNA-binding transcription factor activity, RNA polymerase II-specific; protein dimerization activity. The record is from RefSeq and is a predicted model, not a curated record. NCBI's taxonomy places the organism in Eukaryota, Metazoa, Chordata, Actinopteri, Semionotiformes, Lepisosteidae. Gene Ontology annotation, biological process: positive regulation of transcription by RNA polymerase II; sensory organ development; axon development.